AUGAAAUCAAAUGGUUUUGAUGGAUAUUUAUUUUUAUUUAAUCCAUAUUAUAAACAAGUUCAUAGAAAAAUUUUAUUUGAUGGAAAAUUAAAUCUUAAAAAUCCCCAAAAACAAGGUUAUUGGUUAUUAAAAGAAAUUUAUCCACAAGAAAGAUUUAUAUUAUUUAUAGAAUAUAAUCAAACCAAUGAAUUUUUAUUAGAUGGUCAAUCUGUUUCAAUUUAUCAAUUAAUAUUUAUUUCAAUAAUUGAUCAACCAAUUCUUGUUGGCAUUAGUGGACAAGCUUUUUUAACAAAUAAAAAUAUAUUAAUUAUUGAUGGAGUUUAUGGUAAAGCUGGUACACAAACAAAUAAUCCUAUAUCUAUUAUUUUACCAAAUCAAGAUCUGAUAUUUAAUGUAUUAUUAAAUGGAAUAGAAAAACGAUUUAAACAAAAUAAUCAUAUUAUUAUUUUAACUGAUCCUUUAUCAUUUUCUGGUUUAUAUUUACCACGUUCAGCAGAAAUUCUUAAUAAUACAAUAAUGAUUAGUGAUUUAUUAUUGAAACAAUUAGUGACACGUCAAUUAGAAUAUUCUAUUCAAUGGACUGAAAAAGAAUUAAAUGAUGCAUCAUGGUUAGGACCACAUCGUCUUUUGUUAUUUAUAUAUAUUUUAAAUCCAAAUGAUCAAUGGAAUAUAACUGCUCAAAUCAAUAAUAAUUCAAUUAUUGUACAUAAAAGUUAUAAUACACAUGAUCAUUAUUAUCAACAACGAUUUAUCGGAUUCUACUUAGAUUUAACAAAUAUUGUUAUACAACCCAAUGUUCAAUAUUAUUUAUCAUUAAAUAUGCCACACAUGCAACCAGGACAAUUUCAAGGAUUAUUUUUAGAAAAUAUUGAAAGAAUUCUUAUUGAAGUAUAA
Molecule: messenger RNA, 894 nt
Organism: Rotaria sp. Silwood1
Lineage: Eukaryota; Metazoa; Rotifera; Eurotatoria; Philodinida; Philodinidae
Source: the annotation of a GenBank genome assembly